AUGUACGAUGACAAGGCUGAUAGCUCAAGUGAUGCUGGAGAAGCUAGUAAACCUGCAGAGAUGCCUACGCAGAGAAGAAAACGGAUCUCCACCAUGCCCAAUCUUGUCAAACCCAGAGCUGGACCUUCAUCUGCUCAGCGUUCAUCAAAACCGCAGAGGCGAGCAUCACAGGCUCCUGAUGGCACUGCUGCACUUCAGAAGGAUUCCUCUCCAUCAGAAAAGAGUAACGUUGAAAGCUCCUUGAAGUCUCCUAUGCUGCCUGAAAAGAAAACACCUGUGCCACAAGUGCCACAGUUUUCCCCACUAAAAAAAUCGGUGAACAAAGAGCAAACUGUAGGUGUAGCUGCUCAAAAAAAUGAUGAUACCUUGCAGAAGAAUGUACCCUCCCCACUCAAGGAGAGGCCAACACAGGAAAGAUCAGGAGCACAAGAGGAAAAGCUACCUACGAAACCUGUUCCUAUAAAAGAGAAACGGAUGUGUUCUGACCGUGAAAGGAUCCUCAAAGCUCGGAAGUUAAGAGAAAUGCUUAAAGAAGAGCUGAAGAAAGAGCGGAUGUUGAAACACAGGCCUCCAGUAAUUGAAGGACGUUCUCCACCAGAUCGUUCUAAAAUGACCAUGAGAGACUUGAUAUACUAUCUGCCAGAAAACAAUCCUAUGAAGUCUUCAUUGGCAGAAGAAAAGAGAACAGAAAAAAAUUCUGCACUGGGUCAAAUGAAAGAACAGGAAGAGAAAAGUUCCCCUGACCAUGAAGAGGAAGAUGAGGAGGAAGAAGCAGAGAAUGGGGAGGAGAGUCAGGACGGUCCACUUCUAGUUCCUCGUGUGAAAGUAGCAGAAGAUGGUUCAAUUAUUCUGGACGAAGAAAGUUUAACCGUAGAAGUUCUAAGAACAAAAGGUCCAUGUGUUGUAGAAGAAAAUGAUCCCAUCUUUGAGCGUGGCUCUACAACUACAUAUUCCAGCUUCAGGAAAAGUUUUUACACAAAACCAUGGUCAAAUAAAGAAACAGACAUGUUCUUUUUAGCUAUCAGUAUGGUAGGAACAGACUUCUCCUUGAUUGGACGGCUGUUUCCUCAUAGAGCAAGAGCAGAAAUUAAGAACAAGUUCAAACGUGAGGAAAAAGCUAAUGGAUGGAGGAUAGACAAAGCUUUCAAAGAAAAGCGGCCUUUUGAUUUUGAAUUCUUUGCCCAGCUGCUUGAGAAGGUCUUAGCAGAUGAGGAAAAGAGGAAGCAAAAGACUGUUAAAAGCCAGAAGCCAAAGGAAAAGAAGCCAUCAAGGCCUCGGAAGAAGCCAAAAGCAAAAGCUGCCAACACAGAAGCUGCUAAUGAUCAAGAUGAUCUUCAGGAAGCCAGAAUUUCUGAUGCAGAAACAGAAGCAGAUGCUGUGACGGCUGAGAAAGAAAAUGAGGAAUCUUUGGGCAUUUCUGAACAGGCAGAAGAACAGGUUGCGUUAGAGCCAGCGUUAGCAAAAAAGAAGAGAAAGAAGAGAAAAGAUGAUCUUGAACAGGAAGUGGAGAAUCUUCCAGAAGAAAUGGCUGUCCCUUCAAAAAUUGCUGAAGAAGGGAAAUCCUCUAAGAAAACAGAAAAAAAAAUGGUAUGUGAUGCAAACAAUGAUGGUCGUACUACCUGUAGAGAAGAAUUGGAUAGUGUUAUUGAAGGAAAACAAGAUGAGACAGCUGUUACAGAGGACGAGAGAUCAGAGUCCUGUUUAUCAGUGGAUGACAUAAUGGAGAGAGAAAGUGACGUCAAUUUAUGCAGCUUUGAAGAUAGCAAUGAUGUUAUACUAGAAACAGAAUCUGCUAAACUGAGAACCCUAAAUAUUAGAGAUGAUACAUCACAGGAAAGCCAGGUUUCAGAGUUACAGGUUCCAAAGAUUAGAAGCAAAGAAAGACAAUCUGAAGAAACUAGAGAAACAAAGAACAAAGACAUACAUGACUUACUUAGACCAGAUGAAAAGCAGAGUGCAUCAGAAAGUGAUUCUCAGUCUGAGAUCAUGAAAACUGAGAAGCCAGCAGACAGAGGGCAUUUGCAAAGACCUAAACCCAAUUCAGUAGGAUCAUCUGGAAGGAGAGAAGCAGCAACCCAAGAAAAAAUGGAGGCCAAGACUUCCUCUCCAAACCUUGUGAAUACAGAUGAGAAGUGCUCUGAGGAAGACAGUAGAAGAAACAGAAAUGAAGCCACGGAAGUGGAGAACAAGUAUUUGGAUGCUAAAUCUGAAAAACCUGAAAAAACUGUAAUUGCAAAGGCAAUAGUUAGAGGAUGUCGACAGAGAUUUAAGCCUAAUGUUGCAAGAGCAUCUGGAAGGAAAGAAGAGCCUGGAAAAGAUGCAGGAAAUGAUAAAAUGUCCCAUCCACAGCCUAAGGGAGAAACCGAAAAGAAUACUGAUCAAAGCAAUAGGUCUGAUGCUACCAGUGAAGAAGCUGCAGAAAAAGAUGAUAAAGUCCUGGAGACAGUGUCUCAGUCUAAUGAAACAGCUGCUUUCCAAGAAGACAGCAAACAGAGUGUGCUGAAACCAACACCUCUGAAGAGAGGCAGAGUGCAGAGACCAAAACCAAAUCUAGGAAGAACUGUUGCAAGGCAAAAAGACUUGACAGAUGAAAAAGUUCCUGAAGAGGAGAAGACUGAAGGUGGAGAAGUAGAAAAAGCUGUUAUACCCCAUAGGGAUGAAAACAAUGAUCCAUGCCUCAAAAACGUAAGCAGUGGUCCCACGAAAAGUCCUCAGAAGCAGAGCUAUGAAAGUGAAAAGGGGUUGUCAGAUGUCUUGAAACAGGUUUCAGAUUUCAAUACAGGGGAAUCUGGUCCUCGGAAGGAAGAUGAGAAAGCUGUUGUAUCAUCAGCUCGGCCACUGAGGAGUCGAUUCCAGAGACCAAAGCCAAAUUUAAGAACGACAACUGGUAGAAGGGAGGUGCUGGAUGUAAAUAAUAAAGGUGUAUCACAGAAAGAUACCAACAAGGCAGAGAGUUUGACACAGUGUGACAGUGAAGGUAGCAUCCUUCCUGAUACAGAUAAGGCAGGAAAAUAUGAAGUCCUGCAACCACUGGAAUCCUUAGGAAAGAGGAAGUCAUUUGGCUCUCAGGAGGUUUCUGAGAGGCGGAGCUGUGAGUCCCCAAAGACACUUUCAAGAUCAGAGGAUGGUGAACUCAAGUUUUGUCUACCUGAAAUUAACCAAGAUGACACCUCAAGUACUAAUGCAGACAUUGAUAGCAAAAAUACCACUGAAGAAGAAAGUAAACAAACACCUCUUCAGCCUGUCCAGUUAGUGCGGAGCAGAUUCCAGAGGUACAAGCCAAACUUGGGAAGAGCUAUUGGAAAGAAGGAAUUACAAAUAUCAGAAAAUGAGAGGGAGAAACAGCCUGAAGCAGAGCAGUUAGUAUUGCAAAAAGAUGAGUCUGCCAAUACUGUCAUGGGUGAAAAUGAAGCUGUAUUGUGUCAAGCAGAUGUAUUGAGCAAUGAGGAACAGGAACAGCAAGAGGUGCCUCAGGUGCCCUGUAUUUCUGAAAACAUACUGUGUGAACGAAGCAGUGGUGAAAAAUCCACUUCCAAAGAAGGCAAGCUGGGCGCUCUGAAACCAGGACAAUUCAUAAGGAAUGGAUCUCAGAGAACUAGACGAAACCUAGAAAGAGCAUAUAACGAAAAAGAAUCUCCAGUGGCACAAAAACUUGCUGCUCCACUUGAGGAAGAAGCAAAUAAAGGAGAGAGUCUUCCUGUGACAGAAGUGUCUGAGGAACCUCUUUCCUCAAAAGAUGACAUGGAAGCAUUGUUGUUUGUGGGGAAUUUGGCCAAGAAUGAUAAUCUAGACAUAAAUCCAAAAAGUAUGAAGUCAGAAACACUCUGUUCCUCUAAAAAAUCACCUAACUGCCACAGCAAGGGAGAACACGAAGGUCUAUCUACAGACGCUAUAGGAAGCGUUCAGGAUACCAUAGCAAGGUCCAAUGAUAAAUUAAGUUCUGGAGAAGAAAGUAAAAAGAGUGAUACAAAACCUUUGCAUCAAGCGAGGGAACCCCUCUGGAACCCAAAGUCAAACCUAAUGAGAGUUACUAGAAAAAGAGUUUAUGCUGAAGAAGGUGAAAACAGAGAAGAGGACAAUGCUGAGAAUAGAAAUGCAGAAGUGUGUUUGGUGUUAGAAAAAACAGGUGUAUCGAUGCAAAACUCCAGUAACAUAGUGGAAGAUGCAUCCUUCUCAGAGGCUACAAGAAAACACAGUUUUACAGACUCUGUUGAAGAAACAUCUUGUAAAAGAAUCAGGCAGGAUAGUAGACUCCAGUCUCCAGAGAUAUCAUCAGAGAGUGAGAGUCAAGUAGAACAAGAAGAUGAUUCUCAGCUUUCUACCUCUCAGGAAAAGAAUUCAGAUGAUCUCACAAGAAGGCAGUCCAGAAGGCCAUCAAAACGGAUAGCACUGCCAAAACAUGUCUCGAAACUAAGGACUGCUUCUUCUGCCUCUGAAUGUGAGGCUGAUUGCAGUGAGAAGGGGAAUCAAAGGCAAGAAGUUAAACUGAGUGUCACUAGAGGCAAAAAUUUGAAAACUACACAUAGGAAGAAAUCUGGGAAGGAGCACAGAAGUUCAAAGACAGCCUUGGUGACCCUCUGGGCUUUUCAAGAGGAGGAGGAGGAGGAGGAGGCGGCAGAUGACUUUGAGCCUGAUGAUGAAGAUGAAUGCUUUGCACCGGAGGAAGUAAACAAAGCUCCAGUGUUUGUUCCUAUAGGUCUUCGAUCUCCAAAACCUGUUCCUGUUCAGAUAGAGGAAACCAUGGAGGAGCUGGAAAUACCUGUGAAUAUACCAGAUGUGCAGGUGCCUACUGAUGUUGAAAGUCUCUCUCAUGCAUCUGUCCAACCGGUGGUACAGAAGGAGGAAAAAGAAAAAACUGUACAUGAAAAUCCAGAGGUGGACAAAGGAAUUAAUGAUGGAAGCACGGAAGCUGCCAUGACUUUACUUGCAAUGGGUGAUCCUAUGUUCCAGUUAAAAACAAGCACUGAAGAAUGGACACACGUGUUACCUGCUCAACAUGAGUUGGAGAUGGCCAAUAGCCUUGUAACCCAUGCCUACUGCAAACAAAAUAGAACUCCUAGUCAGUAUUUACUUUCUUCAGACACUUCUGCUAAGGAAUUGAUCCCUUCUGAGGAUGGAAGCAACAUUAAUGUAGAGGAUCAAAGCACUGGCACAAGAAUAGGUGUCGAAGAGUAUUUUGAGAAAAAUGCUACGGAUACCAGUGAUAGCUCUUUGCCUACGGUGAAUAGUAUGAGACUGACAAGAGGCAGACUCCUGACGCCUGAGCCAGACUUUGGAGUAUUGAGGUCCAACGAAAACAUAAUUCAGAAGUCACUUAAUACAAAUGUACUUGUGGAACAACUAGAGCAAGUUCAAAGUGAGUCUACAACCCUGAGAGGUACUGCAGAAAUGCAGAAGGUGGAACUAGAACAGGUCAGACCAGCUGCAGGUGCUUCUUCAGUUCUUCAUGAUUUUGCAGUUAGAAGUAUGGAACUUUCCAAGUAAGUAGACAAAACUGAGAGGUAGGAAGAAGAGAUGACAGAUGCUCGUGGAAAUUCAGGAGAUUUAAGACCUGUAACUGCAUCACCAAAACCUGAAAAAUCUCACCUUGGACUAGAGGAUUAUCCAAAUAAAACUUCUGUGGAUGGACUUCCUGGGCAAAAUCCUUGUCCUCCUGAGCACAAUAUAUGCACAAUCAACUUUACUCAGAAGGAAGCUUGUGCUCAGGAUUCUCAACAACUAUGUGUAAGCAGCACAGAAGAAACUUCAGUAGUGAACAAUGAUCAUAGAUGUCCAGAGGAGGAACAGACAUUCAUUUUAACAUUGGUGGAAAUCCCAGCUGACUCAAAAGAGUUUGAUGCAUCUGCUUUGCUGGAACAAACUUCAGAACCUUUACUCCCAGCCCCAAUACUUAUCAGCCCAAUAAAUGCAAGUGAAACAAGCAUGACUGAAGUGGAGAGCAUUGGAUCCUUGACAACUGCACCUGAUGAAUUUAGUGCACCUUUAAACAGCAGUAUGGAAACCAAACAACUAGAGAGUGCAUCAGUAGAGGCCAUUCCAAAUUUGCAGACAACUCAAAAAAGGUCAGCUGCUGAGCUUGAAGAGAAUGAUUUUCCUCCUGCCAAGAAAACUCUGUCUACUGUUGUAGUGGAAGGUAACUUGGAAACCACUUACAAGGGUUAUUCAGUUAAAUCCACAAAUGCUCUAGGGAUAGCUUCUGGGAGUCCUUUUCAAGAAACAGAGGCUUCAGCAAAGGAAAAAGUACUUACCUCUGUGUUGGUGUCUGAGUCUGUGUCACCACUGGCUGAGAGCAGCCAGCCUGAGCCUUUGGAGAACUUAGGGAAAGCACCACUUGAGAAUUCAGCAUCCAAACAGGAAGAGGAGGUGAUGUCCAGAUUAACCUCUAACAGAAAAGCAGAAAUAAGUGGGCAAGGAAAGCAGGGGGAUGUGCAUGAAUCUGGACAGUUAGAAUUUUCUGGAAGCCCAGCAUCAUCUUCAAAAACUCCAUUACUCAGGGGUGGACGAAAACCAUUGGGAUUUUUAUCUUUAAUUUGCAAAAAAAGUAGUUCUGAAUCUGCAGAAGAUACCAAAGGGAAUAGCGGGAAGAUCCAAAAACCUCGAAUUGUGACUCCAAAGCGAAGUCUUAAAAAACCCACUCCAUCCACUAAGGAUGAUAGGGAAUCUUGUUCCCUUCCCUCUACAAGCACAUCAUCAUCUGUGGAGUAUGAGAAUGUAGCUGCUGAUGCUGCAGUUACGGUUCCAAGUAACAAGCCAUGUGAGAAGCCACCCCUCUGUGCUAAAGAUCAAGACAAGGAAGAAGAGCCAACCAGAAUCUCUGAGUAUUUUUUCAGUGACAUCUUUAUGGAAGUGGAUGAUUCAGAAUAGCAAAUUUGCUUUAUAAAAACCUGGGAUCUGAUAGUAUAAUGCCACAAGACAAGAAUAUUUUUAAGAAGUUCUGAUUUGUUCUAUUGUUCAUUAUGCCACACUUACUGUCAGCCAAGCUGUUGUUAAUAAAUUCCAUAAAGAUGAAAUGGAUUCCUUCUGAAGUGACCUGGAUACUUUUAAAAUGUUGACAUCUGAACCACUACAUUGAUGUCAUUGGACCGGACCAGCGGCUGCUCGCUUAUAGUUUCAUUUGUUUAGACGCCAAUAACGGGUCCAUGACUAUCUUCCAGAAAAGUGCAAUGAAAAAAUGCUUAAUCUUGUUACAAAUAUCACUUUGAAUUUUAAUGCUAAAGCUUGUGGUACUGGUUAUACAAGUUCUUUACUUCUUUUUGUGAAGUAUGUUAUGUUAGUGUGUUAGAAGGAGGAGUGAACCUUUUAUGCAUAGUGUAAUCUCUGUAGAUCAGGAUGCAAAUACUGGAAGUAGUGUAGUAAAUACAUAGGUAUGUCAAGCACUGCAGGUAUUUUUAUUAGCAUCUCCAAAUGACAUAUUUUUGUAAGAGUUUUUAAUUACAUAAAUUAAAAGAUCCUAACCUGAAAAGCCAAAUGGGUUUAGUUCCUUAAAAAUGUGUUGAGAACAACCAGAAAAACACAAUUUACUAAAAGAUGCUACACAGUGUUAAUCUUUGCAACUGUCCUAUUGGAGCAGGAGGAAGAGGUUAAUGUUUACUAGUAUAAAUGCUAAUUUCCUUCUAAAUUUGAAAAUAAGGGGAUAGAUACUGUUUCUUUUCCUUGGUUUUAUGUGUAGGUGUUUGUAUCUCUGCUGACUUCCUUGGUUUCCCUUGUGCAAAGUAGCACAAAGAUUGGAUUUAAACCAUGACUAUACAAUGUGGUUGCUUUGAGGAUUUGCUACUUUGAAGCAGUUGAAUUUGAAUGGUUUUCCUCAUGUUGCAUGUCUACUUAUACUGUAACUCGCUAUGAAAUGCUGGUGUAGCUUUAGAUUUUAGUCUAACUUUUUACUUGCCUCAUCAAGAAGAUUGUCUUCAUGAGGUAACAAGGUUCAUGCAGUCCCAAAGUCAGGUGGUCGUUGAAAGAUUCAAUAUUUAUUCUGAAACUCCUUAUUACACAAAAAUAAGUGUAUAGAUUUAAGUAGUCUAAUUUUUUCUCCUGUUACUUAAUACCAGCAGGUACUUUUGUAAAACAAAUGAUUUAUUAUGAAAGUGCAACUGAUGUUUAAAUGGUAUUGUUAUGCUCUCAAGAAACCUGUCUUCAGCUUUGGACUGGAUAAUCAUUUACUGAUACUUAUAUUUUCAUAUAAGUAAUUAAUUUUGAAGUACUUGAAGUUUGAGCAUGUUUGCCUCUUCAGAAGUUAUUGGCAAGGCUUCUGAAGGAGCCUUUAAAAUUUUGUCAACAAGGAAAAAUACAGAGAAAAGCUACUGUUACGGCAGAUUGCUACAUUAUCAGGCCUCUAUCAAUCAAAUGUCACUAGCAGCAGUAUCUUCCUGAGGUGAUGGAAAAGGGACUAACAGUCCCAGUGUAAAGUAACUUACUUGAAAGCAUACUGUCAACCUCUCUUCCCCCCCAAAAAAAACCCCAAAACCACGACCACCACCAGUUUCUGUUCAGUAUCUUGUGCUCUGCCUAAUCCAUUUAACUUGAAAUGUUUAUCUAAAUAUUGUCUUACUGUAAACAUUAUGAAAUAGAUUAAUCUAUACAAAAAGCUCCAUGUAUUGUAUAUCUUAUAGAUAUUAUUUUAGGUAUGCAAGUGUUUAGUUCUUGAUACAUGUGGCAUGUUUAAAUCACUUGCACUGAUAGAGCCUAAAAAUAGAUUUGUGGGAGUUGCUAUAAAAUAAUUGCCCUAAGUACUUUCUGAGGUGAUAACCAUUCUACAUUUAGUUGUGUACAUUUUAGCUUGCAUUCAUAUUACAAGGAAAAAAAAAACCCCACAACUAUUUCAUUACUAAGAUUUAAGGUGCCUUAUCUACCUUGUUAAUUGGGGCUACUCAUUUUUUUCCCUUGCAGUAAAUCACAUGCACUUUGUUAGAGGAUUUUUUUUUUAACAACAUAUUUAAUUUGAAUAGCGAUAAGACAACUUUGUGUUCUGUUUUGUGUAUGAAAGUCUUAUAACGGUGAAGCAUGUAAGAAAAGAUCAAUGAAAUUUCAAUGCCUAUUAGUUUAGCAUUUUUACAAAGAUGUGGCAUAAGACUGCUUUGCUUAGAGUUGUCUGACUCCCUGUAUCAUCACAUAUAAGCUUUCUGUUUC
Pygoscelis adeliae (Adelie penguin) is the source of this 9123-nucleotide messenger RNA. RefSeq names its product B double prime 1, subunit of RNA polymerase III transcription initiation factor IIIB (gene BDP1). NCBI's taxonomy places the organism in Eukaryota, Metazoa, Chordata, Aves, Sphenisciformes, Spheniscidae. Gene Ontology annotation, biological process: RNA polymerase III preinitiation complex assembly. Gene Ontology annotation, cellular component: transcription factor TFIIIB complex. Gene Ontology annotation, molecular function: TFIIIC-class transcription factor complex binding. The record is from RefSeq and is a predicted model, not a curated record.